CAUGAUCUUCCUCCCAGCUGCAGAGCAGACAGCUCGGUGUUCAGACUGACGAGCUGACUAAGCUCUAUGAACUGAUGUAACAUUUAGCCUAGCUACUUAACAGCGUCACCAAAGCACAGGCAGAAAUCAUAGCUCGGAAACAUGCUUUGGUUUGAGGGCUCGAUUCCUGAUGCCAUUAACCAGGCUAAACAGCAGAGUUUUGUUUUUGUCGUCGUCAUUACAGGAGACGAUGAACAGUCAGCACAGCUGAUGGCCAGCUGGGAGGACGACAGAGUCUCAGAGGCAGCACUCAACUGCUGCGUGGCCAUCAAAGUUGAUGCCAAGAGUGAGACAUGUGUGCAGUUCUCCCAGAUCUAUCCAGUAGUAUGCAUACCCUCUAGCUUCUUCAUUGGAGAGAAUGGGAUUCCCCUGGAGGUCAUCGCUGGCAGUGUGUCUGCUGAAGAAUUGAUGAAAAGAAUCAACAGAGUUAAGCAGAUGCAUGCUCAGCAGAUUGGAGGUGCGACUGUGUUACCAGAGGCAAGUGCUCCUGUGGAGGCCAGCCCACAUAAUAGCACAGCCACAGAAUCUGCUCCAGCCUCAACUCCAGCAGUGCCCAUUAGGUCAGCAGCAGAAGCCACAGAGCCCGCAGCAGUACCAGGAACAACAAAAGCAUCGCUGUCAAGCCCAGUAGAUGAUGGCAGCCUUUCAGCCACAGCGACACCUGCAGAGAACGCGUCUUCAGAUCAUGCUAAUCAGAGUUCUCAGAGUGAAGAAAACUUGGAUGCUAAAGUGGAAAGGUUAACCAAAAAACUGGAGGAGCGACGAGAGCAAAGGAAGAAAGGAGAAGAAGAGAAUGAGAUCAAAAAGGAAAUUGAGCGGCGGAAGACAGGGAAGGACAUGCAGGACUUUAAAAGGAAACAGGAAGAGGAGAAGACAAAGCGACUCCUGGAGGAAAGGAACAGGGAGAAGGCGGAGGAGAAGGCUGCCAGGGAGCGAGUCAAACAGCAGAUCGCCAUGGACCGAGCUGAUAGAGCAGCCCGCUAUGCCAAAACCCAGGAGGAGGAGAGGGCUGCCAAGGAGGCCCUUCUGCAGGCCAGACAGGCAGAGCAGGAGGCCAGGAAAGAGGCACUGCUCAGAGAGAGGAGUACCAUAGCGAGGAUACAGUUCCGCCUCCCAGAUGGCUCAUCUUUCACCAACCAGUUCCCCGCACAGAGCAAACUGCAGGAGGCUCGGCACUUUGCUGCUCAGGAAGUGGGAAACCGCUAUGGUAACUUUUCCCUGGCUACCAUGUUCCCACGGCGAGAGUUCACCAGUGAAGACCUGAACAAGACUCUGCAGGAGCUGGAACUGGCUCCAAGUGCUUCCAUCGUGCUUCUGCCGUCAGGCAGGCCUGCUAACGCAGUGGUCCAGUCCUCUGGUGGGGGUAUCUGGGCUGUUCUGGGCACACUCCUCUACCCUCUGCUGGCUGUAUGGAGAUUCCUCAGCUCCUUCUUGUUUGCAGCCCCACCCCCUCCUGGAGCAGCAUCCCGAGGCCCUGCCCAGCAGUCCAGCUCUUAUAGCAACUCAUCAUCCACCUCGGACAAGGCAAAGAGAGAAACUCUGUCCAAGCACACUCUGGAUAAGCGGCCCAAAGACUUCAAGAAAGAGGGUAAAGUCUGCAGGCUGAGGACUCAGGAGGACAGCGAGGAUGACAACAACACCUGGAAUGGGAACUCCACCCAGCAGAUGUAACAGCAGCUCUCUCCCUCCCUCCCUCUUGCUCUCCUGCUGUGAAUUAGUUCAGUCUGACCAGUCGAAGGGUUUCUGCUGCACUUAGAGCUGAUCCUUUAGUUUUCUUUUUGUCUUACUGUGUUCCAGGCCUGCGCCCUGCAUUUCGCCUGCAUGGGGAGAUCAAUAAUAAUCAACAGAAGCUCCUCUGGUCUUGAACUGAGUGUUUUUGUGUUGAUUAUGACAUGAUUCCAUCUCCUAAACUGGGCUCAGACUACAGCAGGUUGACAGACAGUGAAAGGCUACACCAGCAUUCUCUCUGGCUUUUUGCUCAUAAUAGAUGGUUGUCAGAUACAUCAGAAUUAACUUAAUUGAAUAAAAUUUGUUAUUAUCAUUAUAAUUGUUAUUAUCAGGCAACAAAUUAUGUGAAGAGAGUAAAUGGACAGUAAACAGCUUACCUGAACAUGUUGUAAUCUGAACCUGGCUUUGCAUUCUGUUAUGGAGUCACAGCAUUUAUAAAGGUUUAACUUUGUGAUGUGACUGGCUGAUUGCCAGUGACUCACCUGGAUUCUUAUUUAACAGCAGAAUGAAGACAUUUUGUUUUAGAUGUAUAAAAUGCUUCAUUAAACAGCUUGCAGCCACUGGCAGAGGACUGUACAUCUGCCAAGGUGGUGGCACACACAUAAACAUGCACACACACAUGCACACACGCACCUUGGCAGUAUGUGUUUCUACUAGUUGACAGUGGGCGACUACUGUAGUUCUCCUCAUCCAACAAUGAAUAUUAAAGCAGCCUGUUUUUCAGAAAAACCCUGAAA
This is a messenger RNA of Lates calcarifer (barramundi perch), 2504 nucleotides long. It is a transcript of the gene ubxn4, whose product is annotated as UBX domain protein 4. The record is from RefSeq and is a predicted model, not a curated record. NCBI's taxonomy places the organism in Eukaryota, Metazoa, Chordata, Actinopteri, Centropomidae. Gene Ontology annotation, molecular function: protein binding.